AAUAGCCGCGAUGACAGCCUCCACUAACGUCCAAAUCCACUCCAACCGCCAACCGCCCUCGUCCGUUCUCGGAAUAUACCAUCUCCACGAUCUUUCCCAUGACUGGCCCAUGAAAAUCAGACGACCUUACCUUAGCUCUACCGCCCUUUUCCAUUCCAGCUUAUCGGAGCUUCCAGACGCUUUCGAUAAGAGGGAAGCUUAAAGAAUAAGGACCCCUCUGCCCCUCAUUGUGUCACCAUCCAUCAAAUCCUAUAUAUUUUUCACAAGAUACCCGCCACUUCAACUCUUAUUCUUUCUUCAUACAACGAUUUCUUCUUUCUUCUUUCUUCAAAACCUAACUUUUAAAUAUUCACAAUGGGUCGUCUCGCUGGAAAGAACGCCGUCAUCACUGGCGCUGGAGGUGGCAUCGGUCUUGAGACCUCCAUUCUCUUCGCCAAGGAGGGCGCUUCCAUCCUCAUGUCCGACAUCUCUCAACCUGCUCUCGAAAAGGCCGCCGCAAAGGUCAAGCAGCUCGUGCCCGAUGCUCCCCGCGUUGAGAUUCUCAAAGUCGACGUCUCAAAGGAAUCAGAGGUCCAAGCCAUGAUCGAAUCCCUCGACUCCUGGGGUGGCAUUGACGUCCUCUUCAACAACGCCGGCAUCAUGCACGCCCAAGACGACGACGCCGUCAACACCCCCGAGAACAUCUGGGACCUGACCCAAAACAUCAACGUCAAGGGCGUCUGGUUCGGCUGCAAGCAUGCCGUCCUCUCGCUCCGCCGCAACAAGAAGACCAAGGCCUCCAUCAUCAACACUGCCUCCGUCGUCGCCCUCGUCGGCGCCGCGACCCCCCAGCUUGCCUACACCGCCAGCAAGGGCGCUGUCCUCGCGCUCACUCGCGAACUCGCCAUGGUUCACGCCCGCGAGGGUUUCAGGUUCAACAACCUCUGCCCUGCGCCGCUUAACACACCGCUCCUGCAGGAUUGGCUCGGUGAUGAUAAGGAGAAGCGUCAUAGACGUGAGGUUCACUUCCCCAUGGGGCGGUUUGGUGAGGCUGUUGAGCAGGCGCAGGCUGUUUUGUUCUUGGCUAGUGAUGAGUCCAGCUUUGUCAACGGGCAUGAUUUUGCGGUUGAUGGUGGUAUGACCAAGUGCUAUGUUACUGCCGAGGGACCUGCGCAUCCUCCUCCCCAGAACAAUGCUAGCAAGGACUCGUUGUAAGGGGUGAAGAGAGGGAGAGAAUAAGCUGGAAGGAUAUCUGUAGUAACGAUUAGUAUGAUUCAAUAAUGAAAUAAAUUGUCACAUCACAAACA
Messenger RNA from Fusarium oxysporum Fo47, 1286 nucleotides. RefSeq lists its product as uncharacterized. Lineage: Eukaryota; Fungi; Ascomycota; Sordariomycetes; Hypocreales; Nectriaceae. Bases 355 to 1194 code for a protein of 279 amino acids. The transcript has 3 exons. Gene Ontology annotation, molecular function: oxidoreductase activity. The record is from RefSeq and is a predicted model, not a curated record.